AUGGCCGUAUCAGCAGUGAAAUGGGCGACAGCAAACAGAACUAUUUUGAAACAUUUAUUUCCAAUCCAAAAGGGAGCUUUAUACUGUGUUUGUCAUAAAUCCACAUACGCUUCUCUUCCAGAUGACUAUAAUUGCAAAGUAGAACUUGCUUUGACAUCUGAUGGCAGGACGAUAGUUUGCUACCAUCCUUCUGUGGAUAUUCCGUGUGAACACACCAAGCCUGUCCCUCGGCCAGGUCCUGUGCAUAAUUAUGGAGAAACACAGGAUCAAAUACUGAAAACCAGGUCAGAAGUGAAAGAUGAACACUUGGAGCAAGGACCCGCGAUAGGACAGCUUCGCAAAAUGCUCUUUACUACUGAGCACCGUUGGUAUCUUUAUGGGCGGUAUCAGACACGUCCUAGGAAACUGAAUCCUCCAAAAGACAGAUGA
This is a messenger RNA of Myotis myotis, 429 nucleotides long. Its product is annotated as 39S ribosomal protein L42, mitochondrial-like. The transcript has a single exon. NCBI's taxonomy places the organism in Eukaryota, Metazoa, Chordata, Mammalia, Chiroptera, Vespertilionidae. Bases 1 to 429 code for a protein of 142 amino acids. The record is from RefSeq and is a predicted model, not a curated record. Gene Ontology annotation, cellular component: mitochondrial large ribosomal subunit.